Molecule: messenger RNA, 3668 nt
Organism: Acanthaster planci (crown-of-thorns starfish)
Lineage: Eukaryota; Metazoa; Echinodermata; Asteroidea; Valvatida; Acanthasteridae
Product: cytochrome P450 2J4-like
Biological process (GO): xenobiotic metabolic process
Cellular component (GO): cytoplasm; intracellular membrane-bounded organelle
Molecular function (GO): steroid hydroxylase activity; oxidoreductase activity, acting on paired donors, with incorporation or reduction of molecular oxygen, reduced flavin or flavoprotein as one donor, and incorporation of one atom of oxygen; iron ion binding
Source: RefSeq, a predicted model, not a curated record
GCGUGUGGCCUUUACAGUCCCCCAUACAACCAUCCAGAGCACUCAUGGUACCAUAAGUGCUCUAUCGCGCCUUCAUCAGGACCUGUCCCAUUUGACGUCCAGUUACUAGCCGCCAAAGUGUUGAACCUAACGAAUCCCGACUAACUGCAGCCUCCACACAAGCCAACUGGCGCUGAAUGAUUGUUUUCUGUGAUACAUACAUAUACUUCAUGUAUUGGUAAGUGCGUUGGUCGGCUCGCUAGAGUGUCCGAAAUCUGACAGCACCAGUAGGCCUAUGUUGGGACUGUCCCAACUAGAGUGCUGUAGUUGGGUUGGCCCCACGUACAUGCAUGUAUACCUGUAUGUUUCCUUCCUCCACUUAGUUUUGCUUAUUGCUCAGGGUCGUACACUGGAACGCCCGUGAGCUUUUGUGAUGGAAAUGAGGCGUUAGAUGGAUUAUGAUAACUUAGGACUCACAAUGGAGGUGUUUUCCGCAUGGAAGCUUCUUCUCGACGCACGGACGCUUGUGCUCGGUAUCGUGGUGUUCCUUGUCUUGUUUCGAUACCUCCGUCGACCACGAAACCGGCCGCCUGGUCCCUGGGGUUUGCCGAUUCUUGGCAAUCUUCAACUGCUGAUGCCAGGGGACACGCUGUUCAGGCGGAUUUCUAAACUGACUGAUAGAUAUGGCAAGGUUAUGAGUAUCGAUAUGUGUGGGAUACCCAUAGUCGUCUUACAUGGACACGACACGGUCAAGGAAGCCUUCUCGCGGUAUGAGUUGAGUAACCGCCCGCCUCCUCACAUAACUGAGAGUAUUGCCUCUGGUGUUGGUAUUUUAGCAUCAAGUGGCGAGCAGUGGACCGAGAUUCGUCGGUUUUCCAUGACCGUUCUCCGGGGCCUAGGUGUUGGCAAGUCACGGUUUGAGGAGAACAUCUCCACCGAAGCAGAAAUUCUGGUUGAAGAACUCAAGAAAUUUAACAGCAAGGCAUUCGACCCAAGGCAUCUCAUCGGCAAUGCUGUAUCCAACAUCAUCUGUUCAGUGGUGUUUGGUAAAAGGUUCCAGUACACUGAUCCAGCUUUCAAGCGUCUUCUGAAAGUCUUGAAUGAUCUUGUGUUAGAAUUACAGGGAGGGGGCAUGCUAGAAAACGCACCCAUCUUUGCGAAACUGAAAAUGCUUCCGUUCGUGCGAAAGUAUGUGAUUGCCACGGAGAACUUCUUCAAUUACAUUAACAUACUCUUGAAAGAACACAGUAAGGGACAAAGCUCUGAUCUUCCUCAAGAUUUCAUCGACAUGUUCGAGGAUGAACAGAAGGUGAAGGAACGCCAGGGUGUCAAGUCUCUGGCCUUACUUCCCGAGAACUUGAAGCACAUCGUGGGUGACCUGUUUGGUGCUGGGUCUGAGACCACUGCCACUACACUUCGCUGGGGGAUGCUGUACAUGAUUGCACACCCAGAAAUACAAAGACGAGUUCAGAAGGAGUUGGAUGACGUCACUAGUCGUAAUCGUCUGCCAAGAAUUUCUGAUAAGCCCGAGCUGCCGUACACCGAAGCCGUGCUGUGUGAGAUUCAGCGCAUGGGAACCAUCGUGCCAUUGGCCGUGCCACAUAUGACCGCUGAAGAUACCACCAUUGAGGGUUACAACAUCCCCAAAGGUACGAUUGUGAUGUCUAACAUCUGGCAUAACCACUUUGACCCUUUGGUAUGGGAAGAGCCUGGGCAGUUUCGUCCUGAGCGAUUCCUUGAUAAAGAUGGCAAGUUUCGGCCCCGUGAGGAACUCAUACCAUUUGGAAUCGGUCGACGCAUCUGUUUGGGUGAGCACCUUGCCAAGAUGGAGCUCUUCAUCUUCUUCACACACCUCCUGCAUCACUUCACCCUCAAGAAACCUGACCAUGUUCCCGCCGUGUCCCUGGAAGGGAAAGACGGUCUUGUCUGGUCACCAGCAAGCUUCGAGGUCUGCGCGACUGCUAGGGAGUAAAGUUGACCAAUACAAUGGAAAAUCGUCCUGGGGUGGAGUAGAUCCUGCUCUUGCUUAUAACAAAGGGGACCAUCCAAUCAGUAAUUUUAAUACCAGUGUAGAAUUUAGCUUCUGGGCUAAUAUAUAAUAUUUUGGAUAAACAAGUUAUAUAGAAUACUGACAAAGUAGUCAAAAAUUGUUUGUGAUACCAGUAAGUACAGGUAUAUUUUAUUCCUAGCAGGCUUUGUACUUUCAUACAUAUCAGAAUGUAAUUAGUAUUCAAAUUAUCAACCGUCUCCUUUAAAUCUGAGCAGUAGCCUAGCAAAAAAUUGGGACGUUGAUGAAGAAAAGUCGACCCGGGAAAAUGAAAUAAAAUGGGAAGAGAUCUUCACUUCGCAACAGACAAGGAACAGGCUACUGACAGUCCGCCUGUUUCACAGAGUUGGUUUCUGAGUUUGUAGGGGACAUUUUGAAAGUUCUCGUUUCGAAGGGGUUCUUUUCAAGGAGUGUACAUGUACAUCCGUUUAUCAAUUUGUACCUUUCGGUGAUUUGCAGUAAGUAUGUUGCAGGAAAUCUAUUGUCUCACCAAAGUAGACACGGAGGCCAGUGAAAUUCUCCUGGAGAUCAUGUUCCCUUACAUUAAGCACUUGUGUACGAUUAAAGCACUAGUUCUUGCAGAGUGUAGCUUAAUACAUUGUAACGGCACGACAGGAUUCUUUUCUUGGGGGGGGGGUGUUGCGAGUGCAACUCUGCUUAGAUUUCAUUGCAGCGAUCCCACGCAGAGAGAAGGAAUCAAUACAUGUAUGUGAUUGGCAGGUCAGCAUUUAAGACCGGAUAAGGAGAAUGGACGCAUCUAAUGCUGCCGUUCGGGCAUUAUCAGCCUUCAGUUUCCUGAAUUCCUAAUUUAUUCCCAUUCAUGAAUACUUUUUUAACCAGAGAGUCAAAGGAAGUCAAUAUAAUGAUGGAUUUCCAACGGUUUUACUUUCAAACCCUCGUCCAAUUUAUUUUAUAGUUGGCCAAAAGAACCUCUUUAUAUGGACUUGUCGCUUGCGCGUUGCGCGCCACGUGCACACAGACUCUUGACCAUUCAGAAUCGAUGGAACUGUCUCGUAUCUAGGCACCAGUGCAUGAUUUAGGUAGCGGGCGUUAUCGCUUCUUAGCGGGCAUUAUGUAAAUAUACAUGUAUGUACACGGUCAAGUUGCAGGUUGUUUAAUUUAAUACGGAGACUGUCUGAGGCAUUUAUGAGUUCAUUAUUAAUGCGCUGAACACUAUUUUGCUGAUUGGAUCAUUCUUAUUAAUAUCUUCAAGAAUGCAAAAUGCUGUCUAAUAUUUCCGCCUGUCUUUUUUCCAGAAAAAUAAGCCUUAAGCCUAUUCCUACAGCUCUUUCGGAAGCACUGAAUUUCGGUUGCAUGGUUGUUGCUAUACACGACUUUCCUCAGAUAUCGAAAAGCUAACCUCAGUAAAUGAGGGAACAUCUUUCAGCACACGAAAAAUGUUGAACGUACAAUGUGCGUAGGAAAACAUACCAACAGUUUCUUUAAGUCAUUACCUGGAUUUCGAAGUCGGAUAAGGUUUCAAAUCCUAGAAUUACCUCCCCAAAACACAGCUUACAGUUUUCCUAGCAACAAAGUGAAACUGCCUCUUUGAUCUGUGUUCCUUGGUAUUAGGUAUUCAUGUCAAACUUUGAAAUAACUGAAUGUGCAUAAAAUCAAGUGAAAACUUGUGAGAGCCACCACG